GGAUUUUACUACGGUGGACAUAACACAGUAGAAAAAUUGAAGUUAGCUACACGGUGUUGUGAACGUUGUUUAAUCAUAAUAUCUGAAUGGCGUCGACUGCGUUUGGCUAACCAUGUUAGCUUUAGCUGCGUGGCGUCAGUUGGCCUUGCGUUUGGGCACGGGGCUUUUUUUCUGUAAACGUCAGCACUCUCAGUGGACAUAAUUAACGGUUCCCGGACAUCGAGGACGUUCCAGAAAGCUCUCCUCUGUCUCUGAACCUGGCACCGACACCAUUUGGACGCCUCAGGGUGUUAAGCUUUGAGAAAACGUUUUAGACACCCUGCUGCCGCAAUCGAUACACCACCAGCUAUCGACCACCGUUCACUGCGGCAUUUGGACGAUCAGCGUUGUGUUUAUGUCUUUGUUUUGCAGAAACGAGCUGUUGCGCAGCCGUUGGAACCUGUGUGGUGGAAACCUAGCCUUCAAGCAAGGAGCUUGCGGCCACAGCGGCACGACGUUUUUCAUGUCAGAGACCGAGCACGCUUGCAGUCGUUUAUGUCAUCCCCUCUUUUCCAGACAGAAGAUCCCGAAAAAUCCCCAACCAAGAUCCUUUUAUCUUACUGAUAGUGCUAACAUCCAGCCAAAAUGUCUGUCAACGUUAACCGCAGCGUGUCAGACCAGUUCUAUCGCUACAAAAUGCCCCGUCUGAUUGCCAAGGUUGAAGGCAAAGGGAAUGGAAUCAAGACGGUCAUUGUCAACAUGGUUGAUGUUGCAAAGGCUUUGAACAGGCCUCCAACAUACCCGACCAAGUUUUUUGGUUGUGAACUUGGUGCUCAGACCCAGUUUGAUACCAAAAACGAUCGUUACAUCGUCAACGGAUCCCACGAGGCGAACAAGUUGCAGGAUAUGCUUGAUGGGUUCAUCAGAAAAUUUGUGCUGUGUCCCGAGUGUGACAACCCUGAAACUGACCUGCAUGUCAAUCCUAAGAAACAAACAAUCGGCAAUUCCUGUAAGGCCUGUGGAUACCGCGGCAUGCUAGACACCAGACACAAACUCUGCACGUUCAUUCUCAAAAACCCACCUGAGAGCAAUGAUAGCGGUUCUGCAUCUGUCAAGAAAGAGAAAGAAAAGAAGAACCGCAAGAAGGACAAGGAAAACGGCUCUGGCAGCGGCGAGACUGGAAACCAGGACAACAUUGAUGCCCCUGAGGCUGUGGAUAGAGACGAUGACGACGAGGACUGGGCAGAGGAGACAACGGAGGAGGCACAGCGGCGCCGGAUGGAAGAGAUCAGUGACCACGCCAAGAAUCUGACCCUGAGCGAGGACCUGGAGAAACCUCUGGAGGAGAGGGUCAACCUCUUUUACAGCUUUGUGAAACAAAAGAAGGAGAGCGGAACCAUCGAUGGCGCCGACAAAGAGAUCCUGGCUGAGGCGGAGCGUCUGGAUGUGAAGGCCAUGGGUCCGCUCAUCCUCAGCGAGCUCCUCUUCAACGAGAACAUCCGGGACCAGAUCAAGAAGUACAAACGCCACUUCCUGAGAUUCUGUCACAACAACAAGAAAGCCCAGAAGUAUCUGCUGGGAGGCUUCGAGUGCGUGGUGAAGCUCCACCAGGUGCAGCUGCUGCCGCGCGUCGCCAUCAUCCUCAAAGACCUGUACGACGCCGACCUGCUGGAGGAGGACGUCAUCUUCGCCUGGGCUGAGAGGGUUUCUAAGAAGUAUGUCUCCAAGGAACUUGCCAAAGAGAUCCAUGCCAAGGCCGCUCCUUUUGUCAAAUGGCUGAAGGAGGCGGAGGAAGAGAGCGAGGGCAGUGAGGAGGAGGAGGAGGAAGAAGACGAUGAAAACGUUGAGGUGGUGUACUCGUCCUCCGCCCGCGAGCUCAAAGUGGAGACCGUGAAACCAGACACACCAGAAAAAGAAGAAGACGAUAUUGACAUUGAUGCAAUCUGAGAGAUUCUGGAUGCUGCUGCUGCUGCUUUUCUCUUGUGUUGUGGCUUCGACUCAGCCGGCCCUGUACGACCGAUACGGCUCAGCUUUUCCCUUCUUGAUUCCCCCCUGAUCCCUCCUGUCCUACUGCCCUCUAUACAGCCCUCCAGCUUUACAGCAUGAUAUAGUAUUAUAGCGCUUCACCUGCUACAAAGUAACUGUAUAAUUCUGCUAUGAGUUUAUUAAAUGAAGUUGAUUUGUGGGAUUUUAAUCAAGGGUGUUAUGGGAUCUUUUUCACUGCACUUUUCCUUUCUUUCCUCUUUUGUUUUGAGGUCCCUGUAUUUUUCCAGUCAAUAAAGAAUGUUUUGCUAUCCAUCA
Messenger RNA from Poecilia reticulata (guppy), 2280 nucleotides. It is a transcript of the gene eif5, whose product is annotated as eukaryotic translation initiation factor 5. Gene Ontology annotation, cellular component: cytosol. Lineage: Eukaryota; Metazoa; Chordata; Actinopteri; Cyprinodontiformes; Poeciliidae. The record is from RefSeq and is a predicted model, not a curated record. Gene Ontology annotation, molecular function: eukaryotic initiation factor eIF2 binding; translation initiation factor activity; GDP-dissociation inhibitor activity. Gene Ontology annotation, biological process: formation of cytoplasmic translation initiation complex; translational initiation.